CUCGCGCGACACAACAGACUCUCCCGCCGGGAUCAGACUCGACAUCCCGAGGGAAAGGCUCCAUUAGAACUGCAACUCCAUGGAGGUGGAAGUGAAACUGAGGCUGUCGACCCAGGCCGCGUUCGACAGGGUCCUCGACGCUCUGAAGACCUCAGAGGAGUGUCCAGGAGUCCUUCGCGUCGACGUUCAAGAGAACUGGUACUUCGACACACCGACUGCAGACCUAGAACGAUCACGGUCCGUCUUGCGCGUUCGUCGGAGCAUAAGCAGGGAUACUGGGGAUAGCCACGCGAAAUGCACCGCUACGAGUAAAGGUGAAGCCACGCUGGUCGAUGGCAUCUCACGAGUGGAAGAGUUCGAAAUCCCGAUUGAGUGUGAUGCACUUCAGCGCAUCGUCAAUAAUCCAUCCAGCUUUUGUACCAACAUCCACACCAAGGAAUUCUGGAAGAAGUUGAUGCCCCUAUGGAACGACGCCUCUCAACUGCACGUCAUUGGAAAAUACUUCACUGAGAGGCAUAAGAUCAAAUGGCGGAGCUGGAACCUCGAAAUCGAUUCGACCACGUACGAUUUCGGGAAGGCGUUCGAGAUUGAGAUCGAAACGGAGCGUCCGCACGAAGCUAAGCGGGAAAUGCCAACGACAUCGCAUACACCACAAGUAAACGCAACAAGGUGCAUAAUAUGCGAAUGGGAUCCAUAGAAUAGCGGGCCAUAGAGUAGCGGACUCGGAGGGCACGCUAUAGGACCUUAAGAAGUCUUCUUCAAAAUUUAAGGAUAACAAACG
Molecule: messenger RNA, 781 nt
Organism: Fimicolochytrium jonesii
Lineage: Eukaryota; Fungi; Chytridiomycota; Chytridiomycetes; Spizellomycetales; Powellomycetaceae
Product: CYTH-like domain-containing protein
Exons: 5
Coding region: 80-697 (205 amino acids)
Source: RefSeq, a predicted model, not a curated record